CACAAAGAAAUAAAUAAUAGAAUAAAAAAAUAAAAAAAAAAGGAAAAGAAGGAAAGAACAUACAACAAAAAAACAAAAGAGAAAGCCGAAAGCUCUUCAUACGCAUAAUAACCUACAAAAAUGGAUCUAUCACCACCACUCUCUCUCUCUAUUUUCUGAUCCUCUUCUUCCUGCGAACGGCAUCGUUUCGUUAGCUUCUUCUUCCUGCCCAGAAUUUUCUGGUUCGAUCGGUAGAUGUUUAGUUCUAAAGUGGUGCAAGAGUAAAAAGAUCAGGACAGUUUUCUUUGUCCUACAGAUGGCUUCUGUGGGUGUAGCACCUACUGGUUUAAGAGAAGCUAGUGGUCAUAAUGCUGGUGUGGAUAAAUUACCUGAGGAGAUGAAUGAAAUGAAAAUUAGGGAUGACAAAGAAAUGGAAGCAACAGUGGUUGAUGGCAAUGGUACAGAGACAGGUCAUAUAAUAGUUACAACAAUCGGUGGUAGGAAUGGCCAGCCAAAGCAGACAAUUAGCUACAUGGCUGAGCGUGUUGUUGGGCAUGGGUCAUUUGGAGUUGUUUUCCAGGCAAAAUGCUUGGAGACUGGUGAAACUGUUGCUAUAAAGAAAGUUCUUCAAGAUAAGAGGUAUAAGAACCGUGAGCUGCAAACCAUGCGGCUUCUUGACCACCCAAAUGUUGUCUCUUUAAAGCACUGCUUCUUUUCAACAACUGAAAAAGAUGAGCUUUAUCUUAAUUUGGUUCUUGAGUAUGUUCCUGAGACUGUGCACCGGGUGAUUAAACACUACAACAAGUUGAAUCAAAGGAUGCCACUGAUAUAUGUCAAACUUUAUGCAUACCAGAUCUUCAGGGCAUUGUCAUAUAUCCAUCGUGCAAUUGGAGUGUGUCAUCGGGACAUCAAACCUCAAAAUCUUUUGGUAAAUCCACAUACUCACCAGGUUAAACUCUGUGAUUUUGGGAGUGCAAAAGUCUUGGUAAAAGGAGAGCCAAAUAUAUCUUAUAUCUGCUCUAGAUAUUAUAGAGCACCGGAGCUAAUAUUCGGGGCAACUGAAUACACAACAGCUAUUGACAUCUGGUCUGCUGGCUGCGUUCUUGCUGAACUACUGCUUGGACAGCCUUUAUUUCCUGGGGAAAGUGGAGUUGACCAGCUUGUUGAGAUCAUCAAGGUUUUGGGGACUCCAACAAGGGAGGAAAUUAAAUGCAUGAACCCAAACUAUACAGAGUACAAAUUUCCUCAGAUUAAAGCUCACCCAUGGCACAAGAUAUUCCACAAGCGUAUGCCUCCAGAAGCUGUUGAUCUCGUUUCAAGACUACUGCAAUACUCUCCUAACCUAAGAUGCUCUGCUCUGGAUGCCUUGACUCAUCCCUUUUUUGAUGAGUUGCGUGACCCAAACACACGCCUGCCAAAUGGACGUUUCCUUCCACCAUUGUUCAACUUUAAAUCUCAUGAAUUGAAGGGCGUAGCAGCUGAGACUUUGGCUAAAUUGAUACCAGAGCAUGCUAGAAAGCAAUGUCCUUUUCUUGGCUUAUGAUUCAAAAUGAAAUGUAGGGCAAAUGUUUGUCUGCAAUGCCUUGACAUGGAAGCUAUGGUGUUUGUCCCCUCUAUCUAUGCUAUGUGGUUCGCUUUCUGUUUCCGUGAUUUUGUUGUAUCACCUUGUUAUUAUGUAAAAGCAGAUUUAGAGACAUGGUUUUUGAUGUUUGUCCAAGCCUCCAUGGGUGGUCUGAUUACUCUAUUCCUGUAUCACAACAUGUUGUAACAUUAUAGCAGACGAAGAUCAAAUAUCCUAUUUCUAGAAGACAUGUAUUUUAUGUUUAAUUGCUCAUUGUGAUUAUUAAUUAUUAUUAUUAUUA
Molecule: messenger RNA, 1841 nt
Organism: Jatropha curcas
Lineage: Eukaryota; Viridiplantae; Streptophyta; Magnoliopsida; Malpighiales; Euphorbiaceae
Product: shaggy-related kinase 11
Biological process (GO): peptidyl-threonine phosphorylation; signal transduction; cell differentiation
Cellular component (GO): cytoplasm; nucleus
Molecular function (GO): ATP binding; protein serine/threonine kinase activity
Source: RefSeq, a predicted model, not a curated record